GACAAGUCAUCUUUCUCAACGCAUCCAUCCUCAAAUAGUCCAGAAUAAGGGCGCAGCAUCAAACACAAUUUACGUGAGAUGGCUUUUCUCUAACCGCAACCGUUUGCAGCUCACUGGCAAAUUGCCGAGGAACUCACCAUUAGCAAUCUUCUAUCGCAGAGCUUGGCCCCCCCCUUCAUGUCUCAGUGGUCAACGGCCCAAUAUUAAAUCGAUGAUCGCCAAUCGAUCAGUUGCUCCUCAUUAUAUAUCAGAUAGAAAAUCAUUACACUCGACCUGUCUUCAUAGUGUACUUCACGAAUCCUCAGAAUGGAUCUCUCCAACGCGCAGUGCCAGCACCUGGUCUCCCCAGACUAUAAGAACUUCAUUCUAUCAAUCUUAAUUGUAUUUGGGAUCCUACUAUCAUACCUCCCCCAGCAUUAUCGGAUCAUCUCCUUAAAGACGUCCUACGGCAUCUCACCGUAUUUUGUCCUUUUGGGAACAACCUCGGGUUCGUCUGCCUUAGCAAACGUGGUAUCUCAACAACAAAGUCUACAAGAUGUAUCCUGUUGCAAGGAUAUCAACGGUCUGGCUUGUUUCGCCGGACUACUAGGCAUCCUUCAGAUUGGGACUCAAUGCCUAUGUUUCUUUACCAUCUUGCUCCUAUUUAUCAUUUAUUUCCCACGAGAUGUAAAUUCAUCAACGUCAGCGUCCAAGACAAGGACUCAAGGCCCAACAUACCGCACCGCCUUGGUUGUAGGCGGCGUCUGUCUAGUCCAUAUCGCCGUCAUGCUGAUAGCCACCGUCACUGUGGGGCUAAAACAACCCUCCUCUCUCCAGUCCUGGUCCAACUUCUGUGGUAUCUUGGCCGCUCUUCUCUCCUCAAUUCAAUACUUUCCUCAGAUCUACACCACCCUCAGACUGCGCUGCGUCGGCAGUCUGAGCAUCCCUAUGAUGUGUAUCCAAACACCAGGCAGUCUGGUUUGGGCGGCCAGUCUCGCGGCCAGACUGGGAACAAAGGGAUGGAGUACUUGGGGCGUAUUGCUUGUCACCGCGACUCUGCAGGGUUCGCUACUAGCAUUAAGCAUCUUCUUCGAAUACCUGGGACCGAACAAGGGACACGGUCAUGGAAAGGACGUAUCUAGAGAGAAUAAUGAGCACGAUGAGCAAGAAUCGCAUCCCUCAGAAGAGACGCCCCUUCUUCAACAUCAAUAAUUAGCCGUGGUAUCAAGGACAUUCGGAUAAGGAUAACUCAUCUAUUUACUGUUCACGCUUUGGAUCUUGGAUUUUGAUGCAUAUGUUUGGGCUAUAGUUUUGUCACACAAGGAAUGU
Molecule: messenger RNA, 1308 nt
Organism: Aspergillus alliaceus
Lineage: Eukaryota; Fungi; Ascomycota; Eurotiomycetes; Eurotiales; Aspergillaceae
Product: PQ-loop repeat-containing protein
Exons: 3
Coding region: 307-1191 (294 amino acids)
Source: RefSeq, a predicted model, not a curated record